ACUGUGACGAAGCCCAGAAAGGAAGCAAGCGAGCAAAGGACAGAGCAGCAACAACUCUCUCUCUCUCUCUCUCUCUCUCUCUCCGGUUUCACUACCACUUGAGAAAAAAAAUCCCAGCUUCCCAGCUCGGCACGAGCGCGAGACGACCUGACCUUGAGACCUCUCUCCCUCCUCCGUCUCCAUCCUGCUCGAUUGAUUCCUCCCCACCUCGCCGCCACCCGACCCCCGAAAUCGCGGUGAGAUCGAGCACCGGGCGUACGUGGGCGCGAGAGGGACGGGGAUGAAGUCCCAUGGCAGCCGUGACAAGCUGCAGGCGGCAGCGGCGUCGGGCCACCGCCGCGUCCUGCUCCUCGUUUUCGCGUCCUGCUUCGCGCUAGCCACGUUCCUCACCUUCGUCUACAACACAUCCCACUUCGCCUCCGCGUCGGGGGCCUCCUCCGGGUCGGGGGCUGCGGGCGCGGCGGCGGCGGCCUUCUCCUCCUCCUCCGGUGGCGCCAGCUCCGGCUCCACGCUGCCGCUCCCGGUGUUCGACGCGCUCGUCCACUUCGCCUCCAUCUCCAACGCCACCCACCGCAUGUCCGACACCGACAUCCGCGCCAUCUCCGCCGUGCUGCGCGCCCGGGGCCCCUCCAACCUCCUCGUGUUCGGCCUUGGCGCCGAGUCCCCGCUCUGGCUGGCGCUCAACCACGGCGGCCGCACCGUCUUCCUCGAGGAGAACGAGUUCUACGUCAAGUACCUCGAGCCGCGCCACCCGGGGCUCGAGGCCUACGACGUCUCCUACACCACCAAGGUCCGCGACUUCCGCGACCUCCUCGAAGCGGCGCGGGCCUCGCGCGCCGCCGAGUGCCGCCCCAUCCAGAACCUCCUCUUCUCCGAGUGCCGCCUCGCCAUCAACGACCUGCCCAACGACCUCUACGACGUCGCCUGGGACAUCAUCCUCGUCGACGGCCCGUCCGGCUGGAACCCGACCUCGCCGGGACGGAUGCCGUCCAUCUUCACCACCGCCGUUCUCGCGCGCACGGGCGCCACGGCCGCCAAGGGACCCACCGACGUGCUGGUGCACGACUUCCAGUUCGAGGUGGAGCAAAUCCUCAGCAAGGAGUUCCUUUGCGACGAGAACCGCGUCGCCGGCAGCGGCACGCCGUCGCUCGGCCACUUCGUGAUCCGCCCGGACGGCCGGCGCGAUGCCUUCUGCUCCGGCCAAGACAGCACGGCGGCGACAUCGUCGGAGAAGACGGCGGGCAAGUAAACCUCGUCAAAAAUUGGCGUCAAAAAUUUACUCUCCCCUCUGCUAAUUUUUUUCUCUCCUCUCCUCUCCUCUCACUUGUUAAUUAUUUUCUGUUACAUAUAUAUUUACUUUUUUGUGGUACAAUAAUUUGUAACACAGUGUAAAAAAAAGAAAUCGCGAUGAUAUCGUUGCCUCGAUAGAGAAAUGCAAAUAUAGGUUUU
This is a messenger RNA of Oryza brachyantha (malo sina), 1449 nucleotides long. RefSeq names its product protein IRX15-LIKE-like. Bases 281 to 1249 code for a protein of 322 amino acids. Lineage: Eukaryota; Viridiplantae; Streptophyta; Magnoliopsida; Poales; Poaceae. The record is from RefSeq and is a predicted model, not a curated record. The transcript has a single exon. Gene Ontology annotation, biological process: xylan biosynthetic process.